CUGAACUGUUGAAUUAUGGAAGAAACAAAGCUUACAAAAGACCAGAUUCUCCAGAUGAUGUUUUACAACACUAAGGAAGUCAUCCAGGAUCCCGGCCAGUUUGAUUACUUUCCUCCUCCCUUUGGUCAGGAGCCCCCAGAUGGGUGGUCCAUGCUUUCAAAGUCGAUUUUUCGGAAAGAUAAAACCUUAAUUAGAGCUAUAAAUAAAGUCCAAGAUACUCAGAAACUUCAUAAUGGGUCAUUUGAUCCUUUAGGAGGGAAAUCACCCAAGCCAAAAGUGGCUGUUCUCUCCAGACUUCCAACUUCGAGGAAAAGGACUAAAAGGAUGACAGUUAGAGAUAAAGCUUGAAGUACUGAAAAGCCAUCCAAAAAUACAAAUGAAGGGUCAACUAAUCAAAAAUUAGCCAGGCAGAGCCAUAGUGUGAAGAAAUCAGCAACAAGAGAGUCAGAAAACAUAUCAAAAUCAGCAUUCUUUAGGGACAUUUCUUGUCUUCUAAACUCUGAAAAUAAUAAUAAAGUAAAUAGUGGUUGGAACCUUAGAAAUAAGCAUAAAAUUAUUUGGAAAAAGUUCUUAGUGAAACACUCCCUGAAUCCAUCCAUCAAAAGUCAGAAUAAGGCAUGCUUAUUUGUACAACUGUAUUAUAGAGCAAAGAGAGGGGUGAAAUCAACCCCUUUUAAGAAAAGAGCAGCCAAAACUACUAAUAUUGCUUCUGGUAUUUAUUGUUACCGUACUAUCUUUCUCUAGAGCUUAUCAGGAGCCGGACUAAGAAAAGUCCUAAUUUUGGACGUUAUCAGACCCACAGAAUUACGAAAAUUAAGACUCAAACUGAAGAAAAUAAGGACGAAUCUCUUAAAUUAGCCAAAACUGACAAACACCCUUCUUGAGAGCACCGUCAAUCUAAAGAUAGUAAGAACAAGCCAGCUUCAGUCUUCAUGAAAUAUCUCUUGAAGCCUAAACUCAAGCAAAAAUUUGAGAAGAAUAAAUGAAAGACUGCUAGUAGAACUAUGGAGAGCAGCGUCGCUCAUUCUCAGUAUUCACUGAAUCCAGGCAACCAAACUAGGAUUAGAAUUUGGGAGCCGGUCAACAAGAACAGGUAUACUCCAAAGACAGCCAACACCAUAUCAUUUGGGGCUCCAUCAGAGCAACCAUUUACUCCUUCAAAUCAAGUCAUGUCUACUCAGAGCGAGGUUAGGGUAAGAAAGAUCGGGUCCAAGAGAGAAGAAAAACGAGCCCAACAUAACCAGAGACUCAGAGGUAUAUACCGAAUAAAGACUAUUCAAUAGAGAUAAAAUAUUUCGAAAACAAACAAAAACCCGCUAAAUCAACCUAUUUUAUUCACUCUAUUUUCA
Molecule: messenger RNA, 1349 nt
Organism: Moneuplotes crassus
Lineage: Eukaryota; Ciliophora; Spirotrichea; Euplotida; Euplotidae
Source: the annotation of a GenBank genome assembly